Messenger RNA from Fomitopsis serialis, 2085 nucleotides. RefSeq lists its product as uncharacterized. Gene Ontology annotation, molecular function: RNA polymerase II cis-regulatory region sequence-specific DNA binding. Lineage: Eukaryota; Fungi; Basidiomycota; Agaricomycetes; Polyporales; Fomitopsidaceae. The record is from RefSeq and is a predicted model, not a curated record. Bases 1 to 2085 code for a protein of 694 amino acids. The transcript has 3 exons. Gene Ontology annotation, cellular component: cytoplasm; nucleus.
AUGGAAGCAGCACCGCCUCCCCCGCCGCCGCCCCCACCCCCGCAGGAGAAGGUCGUCGCCCGCCCGUACAAGUGCCCCUACCCGCUAUGUGGCCGCGCCUUCAGUCGAUUAGAGCACCAGACACGGCAUAUCCGCACGCACACCGGCGAGAAGCCGUUCGAGUGCACGUUCCCUGGCUGCGAGAAGCGCUUCUCCCGCUCGGACGAGCUCACCCGCCACUCCCGCAUACACAACAACAACCACAACACCGCGCACGCGCACCCCGACCCCUCACAUGUCGGUGGGUCGAGCUCCAGCAGCAGCAGCCACCGCGGCAAAGGCAAGACCAAGGGAGAGUACGAGGACGAGGGCGCGGAGCUGAGUGCCGGCCGGCGAGGAGGUGGUGAUGGAAUGGAGGUGGACAGGGUCAGGGUGCAGAAGAAGGCACGAAGCCGUGCUAGCAGCGACGACGAGGACGAGUCUUAUGCGCGUCCAACCGCGCUCUUUACGACCGACCCGACAGCGUACGACUACCCUGGCCCUAGCUUCCAUUCCCGACGGAGUGCGCACGACCCCGCCCUCGCGGCCCUACUACCCACGUCCGCCCCCGUUCACGUCACCUCCCAUCCCCAUCCCAACGCGUUCUCCGCGUUGUCGAGUGUUGCCAUGGAAGAGCUCUACGCGCUCGAGCGCCAUGAGGCAUUACGCCGCGCGGAGUACGAGAUCCGGCACAGCGAGGCAAUGCGGAGAGCGGAGUACGAGGCGCGCCACGCGGACAUCCUCUCCUUCCACGGCCGAUUAUCCAAGAGCGCGGCGAACACGCCGCUCACGACGCCGUUCUACCCGCCGGCGCCGCACGCGGACGAUGCAGGCUACUUCGGCACGAGCAGGGAGCGCGAGCGCCCGCUCGCCGCGAUGGAUGACGAUCACCUCGUGGACGGCCGCCGGCGCAUGGGCUUGAGCGCGGCACGCAGAGACGUAUUCGCGUCGCAUCCGAUUUCGAGCGGACACGUCGUCGACGCGCAUACGCGACACGGACCCGGGCACGCGGCGUCGCACCCCCACGGGCCCUGGGCACAGCCGUACCACGCUGCGUCCGCGCCGCACCGCCAGCGCCUCCAUGUCGGCCACGACGACUCGCCGUCACCCAUCUCCUCGGACUCGGACUCCAUUCAGCCGACGCUGUCCCCCUCGCACGCGCAUACAGCCACACAAUCUACGAUUCACUCGCAUCCCAAUUCUGAACAAACCAGUGCGCUGCCGAGCCAGUACGUCACGCCGAGCACAAGCCCCUUCCUCGGCGGCCUCCGCACGCUCAACAUCCACUCGGGCACGCCCUCGCGCGCGCCGUCGCCCUUCCGGCUCCCGCCCGCGUCGAUAGACAGCUCAGAGGAGUACGCGCACCCCUACGAGGCGCGCUCACGCAAGGCGCAGAGCGUCGCGGGGAGCCCGCCCUCAGGAAACGGGCUGCUCAGCCGGAAGCGCGGGAGCUCGGGCGACCUCGUCUCGUACGCGUCGUUCGGCGCGCACGCGGCGCCCCUCGACUACUCCGCGCACGUCGGCGCCGGCGUCGGGCACGGCUUCCACGCGCCGUACACGCAUGAGCGCACCGCGAUCCCGACGCCGCAGCUCAGCAGCGGGCCGAGCAGCUCCGGGAGCUCGCCGCGGAGCCACGCGCACUCGCUCGGGGGCCUCGGCACGGGCAGCGCGUCGAGCUCGCGCGCGCCGUCCCCGCCGCACGCGCACCACGCGGCGCACCCGCCGCCGCCGCACCACCACCUCGCGCACUCGGUCCGCGUCGCGUUCGGGAUGACGCCGAUACACCCGCGGCGGCCCGCGCUCGUCGAGAUGCCCCCGCCCCCGGAGUACCCCGGCGCGCAGGCCGCGUCCGUGCCCGUCUCGCGCGCGGCGUCCCCGCCGAUCAAGCUCCCGCCGCUGAAGCUUCCCUCGUCGCCGUCGUCGCCGCACCAGCGCGCGCUCAGCCUCGGCGCGGGCGAGGAGGGCGCGGAGGCGCAGGAGCGCGUCGAGCUCCCGCAUUUCCGCGAGUUCGCCGCGGCGACGGGCUACCGUGCGGGCGCGCGGGGCGGCGGCGAGCACGGCUCGUAG